Branchiostoma belcheri (Belcher's lancelet) is the source of this 537-nucleotide messenger RNA. Its product is annotated as thioredoxin-like. The transcript has 5 exons. The record is from RefSeq and is a predicted model, not a curated record. Bases 109 to 426 code for a protein of 105 amino acids. Gene Ontology annotation, molecular function: protein-disulfide reductase activity. Lineage: Eukaryota; Metazoa; Chordata; Leptocardii; Amphioxiformes; Branchiostomatidae.
UAUGACCCAUGACGUGUGCAUGAAAAGGCCGCAUUCUUUGGUUUGGCGCCACAAAUCGCUCACGAGAUCGUCAACUCUCUACCCAAACCCGCCAAACUAACCCUCAAAAUGGUGCGAAUGAUCGAGACCAAGGCUGACUUUGAUGCUCUCCUGGCUGACAACAAAGACAAGCUGAUUGUUGUGGACUUCACAGCCAGCUGGUGCGGACCCUGCAGGAUGAUCGCUCCUGUGUUUGAGAAACUGGCAGAGGAGAACCCUGAUGUCAUCUUUGUGAAGGUUGACGUCGAUGCAAAUGACGAGACUGCGGGAGCUUGUGGUAUCUCUGCCAUGCCCACAUUCCAGUGCUACAAGAAUGGAGCAAAGGUUGAGGAGAUGUGUGGCGCCAGUGAAGACAAGUUGAGGGAAAUGGUGGCCAAGAACAAGUAAUGACUCCACUGAGAUCUCAUCUAGGAGAAUCAGAAUUUUCGGGUGAAUUUGUUUAGCUGUGAUUCAGAAUUAGGUACUAUAGAAUAACAAUUGAUUAGAAACUUUGUACUU